This is a messenger RNA of Scheffersomyces stipitis CBS 6054, 839 nucleotides long. Its product is annotated as arylformamidase. The coding region runs from base 14 to 820 and encodes 268 amino acids. Lineage: Eukaryota; Fungi; Ascomycota; Pichiomycetes; Serinales; Debaryomycetaceae. The transcript has a single exon. The record is from RefSeq and is a predicted model, not a curated record. Gene Ontology annotation, molecular function: arylformamidase activity.
ACAAUACCUAAAGAUGUCGGAAAAAAUAGUUUUCUAUGGCAAAGAACAAUUGCAAAGAAUCAGAAUCUUCAACUACUCGGAAUCCAAUGAUAAAACCUUGAUCGUGCUUCAUGGUGGGGGCUGGAGAGACCCUAGAAAUUCCUACAAUGACUUCGAAGACAUGGCCAAUUAUAUACUUGAAGAGAAGAAGGCAACAAACAUCAAUAUAAUAGGUAUAGACUAUCGUUUAUCGCCUUUCAUCAAGCAUCCAGUUCAUUUAAUAGACGUUCUAACUGCAUUCAGGUAUAUUCUUGAGAACUACAAAACUGGACAAUUGCUGAUAGUGGGCCAUUCCGUAGGAGCUACUUUGUUGUUGGAGAUUCUUAACUAUGUUGAAAUCAUCCAGACAGGGUUGGAACAAUUGGAGACGAGCGAGCCGCUGAUCGAGGAAUUGCAGACGUUGUUUGAUUUCAUCCUGAAAAACUUGACGUUCAAGACUAUGUACUUUCUUGAUGGGAUCUACGAUGUAAGGGCAUUGCUCGAAGAGUACCCCAGCUACGACUUUUUUGUCAAAUCAGCAUUUGUUUCAACAGUAGCAAUCGAGGAAGCAUCGCAGUUGUCUUGGAAGCAGCAUAACGAGGCUUUCAAGAUUGCUGUGGACAAAUACGAGAUAUUACACUCACUUGAAGACGAGCUUUUAAGCUUAAACCAGCCAAAAUUGUUCGCCAAAUACUUACAAGACAGAAAGAUCGAAUGCAGUUUUAGGACGGGCAAUUGGGGUGAACACGAGCAGGUGUAUAGAAGCCAGGCAGUAUCAGAGCAUGUGUUACAGAAUAUGUAGAGGACAAUUUAGUAGAAAU